UCUCCUGUGAGGCAGCCUUCCAGCCUCCGCCUCCUCCGCCUCUCCGCCUCCUCCUUCUCCUCCUCCUCCUCCUCCUCCUCCUCCUCCUCCUCCUCCUCCUCCUCUGGCCCCAGCGAGCCUCCUGUCCAGCUGCAGAUGCCAAUGGGGGUCCCGAUGGGGAAGUCGAUGCUGGUGCUGCUCACCUUCUUGGCCUUGGCCUCGUGCUGCUUUGCUGCUUACCGCCCCAGUGAGACUCUGUGCGGCGGGGAGCUGGUGGACACCCUCCAGUUCGUCUGUGGGGACCGCGGCUUUUACUUCAGACUUCCAGGCAGGCCGGCGAGCCGCGUGAACCGCCGCAGCAGCCGUGGCAUCGUGGAAGAGUGUUGCUUCCGCAGCUGUGACCUGGCCCUUCUGGAGACCUACUGCGCCGCCCCCGCCAAGUCCGAGAGGGACGUGUCGACCCCUCCGACCGUGCUUCCGGACAACUUCCCCAGAUACCCCGUGGGCAAGUUCUUCCAAUAUGACAGCUGGAAGCAAUCGGCCCAGCGCCUGCGCAGGGGCCUGCCUGCCCUCCUGCGCGCCCGCCGGGGUCGCGUGCUCGCCCAGGAGCUCGAGGCGUUCAGAGAGGCCAAGCGUCACCGUCCCCUGAUCGCCCUGCCCACCCACGACCCCGCCGCCCACGGGGGCGCCUCUCCGGAGGCGUCCACCAAUCGGAAGUGAGCCAAACCGUCCUAAUUCUGCUGAACGGCACCGCCCACCUGGUGCUCUCCUCCUGACCAGGGACCGGCCCAUCGGGUCCAGCCUCUGACAUCUCUCGGUACCAUUUUCCCUCCGCGGGCUCCCCCACCCCCAGCCCCCAUGCCCCAACCUCCCCAUGUCAGGCUCUUUUCUCCUUGGCCCUCACCAUCGGGCGAGGGAGAUCCUAGUAACAUCUCUAAAAAUGUACAAACUCAAUUGGCUUUCAAUACCCCCCAAAACUAGCCCCCACAUUAUCCCAAAAAUGCACAACAAAAACCUAAAACUGUGAACCCCUAAAUGACACACACAAAUGCACAUCAGUCCCCUUAAGACCAACUGGCUUUUUAGAAAACACCAGAGCAGUAAUUUGGCUUAAAAAAAAAAAAAACCCUAAACAUAUCAAUUGGCUAAAAAAAA
Molecule: messenger RNA, 1134 nt
Organism: Suricata suricatta (meerkat)
Lineage: Eukaryota; Metazoa; Chordata; Mammalia; Carnivora; Herpestidae
Gene: IGF2
Product: insulin like growth factor 2
Exons: 4
Coding region: 136-699 (187 amino acids)
Cellular component (GO): extracellular region
Molecular function (GO): hormone activity; growth factor activity
Source: RefSeq, a predicted model, not a curated record